Ectocarpus siliculosus is the source of this 2816-nucleotide messenger RNA. Lineage: Eukaryota; Phaeophyceae; Ectocarpales; Ectocarpaceae. The record is from the annotation of a GenBank genome assembly.
AUGGAGGAGAGCGUCUUCCUCAGCGACUUCUUCGGCUGCGUUGGUUUUCUUCCGCUUACCACCCAGAGUCACAUUCGCGAGACGAUGGUGGAGAUGAUGACAGCUCCGGCCCCUCUCCAGCAGCCAGCCAUUGCGGGCAUCUGGGACGAGGAAACGCGUUUCAGUGAAAUCGAACGAAGGGCGAACUGCAGGAAGGCCUCGGAUGUGAACCAGCUUCCGAUGAAUCCGCAGUCUUGCACUUUCUGGUGUGCAAUUGCUCUAGGAGCAGUGGCGAAGGGCAAUCCCGUCGAAUCGGUGGAGAAGUACUCUCAGCUGGCCCAAGAAGCGCUGCCAAAGAGCGUCUCGGGUCCCGCGGACGCUGAGGUCGCAAAGGCGUGGGCAAUGCUGGCCUACCUGUGCGGCUUUAUGGGGGACUUGGCAAGGUAUCAAGAGUACCUGGCUGUGUCGGAGUCUUUUUUCAGGAGUUCUGUCGAGCACGGGUCCACCGGUACGCUUCCAUUGGGAUUCGCGGAGGUUGUCAAGUUUACAGAGGUAUCUGAUUCUUGCUGCGGGCAGCGGCAGAUAAAUUGGUCUAGCGGCGAAGAGCAAGCGAUGCCGCAGUUGAAUGAAGCUGCCACCGAGGGCGAGAUAUAUCGGUAUGUCGCUCAAUCGUUAAAAGCUUUCGAGCAGGGCACCCACGCAAUAGCGAAUGAGCAGAGAGUGAAGGCGGGCGAGACCCCAUGCGAGGACGAGCGUGAUGGACGAUCUAAUGGAGCCCGCCCAUCCCGACGUGCCCUUCUGCCAACGGAGAUUUCAAACGCUAUGAGUACUUUGAUGGGAAGUGGGGGCUGUACCGAAUUCGGGCCGCUUCAAGGAGUGAUGGAUGGGAACCUUGUGUUUGAAAAGGCAGCAACGCUCGAUCUCGAUGCCACCCUGGAGAGAGUUGGCCGCUGCAUUGAGGUUUUUGAACGGUAUCCUGGCUUGUGCCGCGGCACCAUGGGGUACCACAAGGCACAUAUGGUGCUGGUCUGGCUCGCAGCGAUUGAUGACUCCAGAGCUCGAGCGAUGUACAACAGGUUGCGCGGUUCAUACAAUCCAUUUCGCCGUGCUGGCUCGCGGCCCGUACCCCUAUUGGAGGAGUGGCACGGAGUGGCUACUUUUUGCGACGAUGUCUAUUGCAGGGCUAUCGAGAACAUCAUUACUAGCGAGCCAUUUACCGCCUUGGCGGCGCCAUCCAUAGACGGCAUCGACGUUUGCGAUGGCGCGAAGGGCACGGACAACUGCAAAGGCGAGGCGGCUCUAGUCGGUAGCUGGCAGGCCCAAGGUGAAAAGCUGUCCGCCUGUAACAUUCCUCCGACGAUCACCGACACAGCCUCCGAUCGACCAACUGAGAGCGGGGCUGAGUGCGGUUCGGGUUUGAGCGUGGUGUCGAAGUCACCAAUUGCUACACCAGUAUCAUCACAAAACGCAUGCACUCAGUCGAACGCGGGACUGAUCUCCAACGGCGUGGAAAACGGCACCACCAUCGUGGCCGUGGCUCCCGAGUCCUUCCCGAGGUUUUCACAAGUAUGGGAAGGCGGUGAUUUGACGAACGAUACGGAGGGUGAUGGCGCUGCUGCCGAGGAUUGGUUAGAUGUGACCUAUGCCAUGUUACGUGCACUCUGAAUAAUGUGGUGAGAGUGCCCUCGGGAAACACAAUUUGGUAGGCACACUCUGGGCUGGCAAGCCAGAGGUCCUCGUUGGGAGACCAGAGGGGUGCUUUCCUCUCUCGGUUGUGCGGUCCGAGUAUGGCCUUGCGUCGCAACGAUCCAUCUUGGCAAAACCUUUGUAGUAGAAAGAGCUGUCACAACAGCCGCACGGUUCAGUGGUUCGCUUCUCAAUGUCUGUGGGGUCGGCGAAGGUUGUCAUGUACAAUAUUACGCCGAGCCCAUCAUAGGGAUGUUCAUCGACGACGUAGAGACGACAGACUACCUUGCACCCGCAAAAUAAAAACGUUAAUUCGGAUUUUGUUUCCCUGGGGGUCGCCACAACAUAGUGCCUACAUGCGGCAGCGUCUUCAGGAUUUACCGCCAUUCGGUGCUGGUUUUUCGCUGUGUUUUCUACAGUAGUAGGCGAACUCGUUCGCGGUAUUGUUUGCUCUAGCUUACCGUAUUGUUCCUUGUCACUUACCUGCUAUAGCCGCGAAGGGGUUAUUGUGAGGUGUGACAUGCAUGCACACGUGCUGCUGAAGUGAGCAGUUUCUUUCAGUCAUGCUCCAUGGGCAUGGCAGGUAUGAGAGAGACUUGCUCUUCGGGACGUUUUGGGUACGGGUCCGAGCUAUGGGAACGUCGUCCAAAAGCAGCUGAACACAAUGCGCUGUCUAGCCUUCGUAUCACCGCAUUUUCCUGUUAGAGUUUCAUCGUUCCUUGAAUUAAAAGGCCGCGGUGUAGCAUUGAAUUGCUGCAUUCACAUAUUUGGCAUUCCUUCCUCUAUAAGCCACGCAUGUCGACCGAUUUUCUUCGACUCCUUCGUUUAUUUUUCUCGCGACGGGGUUGGAAUGCACGUUUCGUGUGUGCCAGUACUACUGCAGAGGAAAAUGAUGUCGUGAGCGAUCAGGAGUAACUUGAGAAUCUUCAUGGGUUUGGUGUCCGUUCGUACGGUGUUCGCGUCUUGAACCUUGUCGGUGGAACCAUGAACGCCUUUGAGUGCGCAUGUGUACGACUGUGGCAGAAGUGGCUCCCUCGUGGGUGUUCAUUUCAUUUUUGUCGAGGUUCUGUAACGAUUGUUCUGACAAGCGCUCAAGAUGUAGAGAUACAACCUGUUGUCCACUGGCGGAUAUGCAAUAAAAUAUGUAUUGU